AAAGGAAGAAGGGUAAGUAGUAACUGAUUGAUUAGUCGUAUGCGUCACCAAACUACACAACAAGAGAGAGAAACAAGUGAGAGAAAAGUGUAUGUGGUAGUCCUAUAAAUUCCAAAGGCAUUGGAGCAACACACUUUUCCAAUUCAGAAACCCUUUUUUUCAAUAUUUUUGCUUUGGUUUUUUCCUGCACAAUUAAAGAUCCUACCUUUCUUACUCCUUCAACUGAUUUCGAUGAGGUGAACUAAUCCGUAUUUCAAUUGCUGCACAACUGUAUCAUGUUGUAGCACUGAAAUCCCGGUCUUUGUCCACAACAUCCAUCUUUUUAGCUAAUCUUUAGUCAACUUUUGGAAUCCCAGUUUUUCCAAAAUACAUAGGGAAUGCUGCAAGAUGUGCUUGACUUCUAAGUAUUCUCGAUCUAAACCCACCUUGUUUAGAGCUCUGUUUGAGCUACCAUUAUCGGAAAUCAAUAAGUAUAAGCACAUCGAUUGCUGUUCUUUGUGUUUUGAGUUUUACUUCCCCACUGUUGCCAAGAAUGUCGAAGACUAUCUUGUUUCUACAUAUGAGCUUUGCGAAGAUGGCUGACUGAUUCUUGGUAUUGCAUUUACUAUAGAGUAAGAAUAUUAGAUACCGCUCUGAAAUAAAUAAUAAUCAAUCACUUUAAAGAUGGAGCAAAACAAAAUCACCAUCUUGUUGCAGAAGUAUGAGCUAGGAAAGCUACUUGGACAAGGAACAUUUGCAAAGGUGUACUAUGCAAGAAACAUCAAAACUGGUGCAAGUGUUGCGAUAAAAGUAGUUGACAAGGAGAAGGUUUUGAAGGUCGGGAUGAUUGAGCAAAUUAAGCGGGAAAUUUCUGUCAUGGGACUUGUGAAGCACCCAAAUGUGGUGCAGCUGUAUGAAGUUAUGGCCACCAAAACCAAGAUCUAUUUUGUCAUGGAAUACGUCAGAGGAGGCGAGCUGUUCAACAAAAUUGCUAAAGGCAAGCUGAAGGUGGAUAUUGCACGGAAGUAUUUCCAACAAUUAAUAUCAGCUGUUGAUUACUGUCAUAGUAGGGGUGUUUACCAUCGAGAUUUGAAGCCAGAAAACCUUCUGUUAGAUGAAAAUGAAAAUCUUAAGAUCACAGAUUUUGGGCUGAGUGCUAUUGCUGAUACCAGAAAGCAAGACGGUUUGCUUCACACCACCUGUGGGACCCCUGCCUAUGUUGCUCCUGAUGUUAUUCUCAGGAGAGGCUAUGACGGAGCAAAAGCUGAUAUUUGGUCGUGUGGGGUAAUCUUGUUUGUUCUGUUGGCAGGAUAUCUCCCGUUCCAAGAUUCUAACUUGAUGGAAAUGUAUCGAAAGAUUGGAAAGGCAGAGUUUAAAUUCCCUAAUUGGAUUCCCUCAGAUGCACGACGAUUACUCAUCAAGAUCUUGGAUCCAAACCCCAAGACACGGAUCUCAACAGCAAAGAUCAUGGAGAAUUCUUGGUUCCGAAAAGGGUUUGAUUCUAAACUCUUAGAAGUUAGGCCUGUAGUUAAUGAUAUAAAGCCUGAUAUACUAGAUGUUGAUGCUAUCUUUGGGCCUUCUGAAAACCUUGAACCAAAGCAAGAAGAUACUCAGCCUUGUUAUAACCUGAAUGCAUUCGAUAUUAUCUCCUUCUCAGAGGGGUUUGAUUUAUCCGGUUUAUUCGAAGAGAAGAGCCAGAAAAAGGAGGUUAGAUUUUCUUCCUGUCAAUCUGCUUCAACAAUCAUAUCAAAGCUGGAGGAAGUAGCUCUGAAGUCAAAGCUAACGGUGAAGAAGAAAGAUGGAGGGCUCAUGAGAUUUGAAGGAUGUAAAGGGAGGAAAGGGGUUUUAUCUUUCGAUGCUGAAAUAUUUGAGGUUACUCCAACCUUUCAUAUGGUGGAGCUGAAGAAACGUGGCGGGGAUUCGUAUGAGUAUCAGAAGGUUGUAAAGCAGGAGAUGCGACCAGAACUCAAGGAUAUUAUUUGGACUUGGCAAGGUGAGCAAGAAGCACAAUCUUCACCUGUGCUCCCAUUGCCUUCACCUUCUUCAGACGAGUCCUAGAUUAAUGUAUCUUGGCUUUAGUUCUUUCUUGAAAAAUUUCGUACUGUUGGUGUUUACAUGCUAACUAGCUGAAGUCUUUGGGGUUUAAUCCCCCUUGUAUCUGUUUACUUUGAUAGUAAUACUUGUGGGAAUAUGUUUUAAAUACUCAAGUAAAUAUGUGAUUCCCAUAAGUGACGUGUUUAUGAUCUGAAAGAUUGCUUAAUCUGAACUGAUUCUGAAAUCAAUCUGCACAAAGAAUAUGAACUUGAGAUGCAGUUGAUCCUUUGUCUUGUUA
Messenger RNA from Chenopodium quinoa (quinoa), 2311 nucleotides. Its product is annotated as CBL-interacting protein kinase 18-like. The record is from RefSeq and is a predicted model, not a curated record. Bases 664 to 2037 code for a protein of 457 amino acids. Gene Ontology annotation, molecular function: protein kinase activity; ATP binding. Lineage: Eukaryota; Viridiplantae; Streptophyta; Magnoliopsida; Caryophyllales; Amaranthaceae. The transcript is spliced from 2 exons. Gene Ontology annotation, biological process: signal transduction; protein phosphorylation.